This is a messenger RNA of Achroia grisella, 3232 nucleotides long. RefSeq lists its product as uncharacterized. Lineage: Eukaryota; Metazoa; Arthropoda; Insecta; Lepidoptera; Pyralidae. The transcript is spliced from 5 exons. The coding region runs from base 1 to 843 and encodes 280 amino acids. The record is from RefSeq and is a predicted model, not a curated record.
AUGCAUUUCUGGAUAGAUAAACGCAGCCAGUGCGCCUACACCGGUCGUCACCGUGUACCAUCUUCACUCUCUGCUGGGAGGCCGCGCACGCGCGCGUGCGGCGGCGGCGCGGGCCCGGCGGGCGCGGGCCGCAAGCCCAUGGCGGCGCCGGUGCAUCGGUUCGCGGCCGUCGACUGCCCGCCGCGCCGCCCGCACCGCGCCCGCGCCAGGUAUGGGCCUCCACCGAUGCCUCCUGUUCACACCUCGCGGCGCCAACACGAUGAACCGAGCCUCUAUGUAGAGAUACCACCCGAGCCCCCGCAGCCGACCAUCGCCAGCCUGGCGGCGGCUCGCAGCGUCACACCUGAUACUCUACUGCGGACUGCGGCGCUCGGACUCCAUCACUCGCCCAUGAUGGCUCCACAUCUCAAGUUUGGGAUGCUCGUCUCGUUUGCAUUGGCUACUGUCUUCCUAGCUGGUGCUAAGUACUAUUUUGAUCGACAGAUAACGCGGGAGCGCGUAGGCGCGGGCGCGGGCGGCGGCGCGAGCAGCGGCGAGGUGGGCGUGGUGUGCGCGACUGUAGCGUGCGUGUGCGGCGUCGGCUGUGCGCUGUCGCUGCGACGAGCGCGCCCCUCGCCCCCCGCGCGUCCCCCUGAUCGCGUCUCCUCCACCGCGCAACGCGACCGCCCGCCUCCCCCGUCGGAGCCGUCGGACGACAUCUCGCUGGCGACGCUGCUGGGCCCGGAGCGCGCGGCGAGCACAUCGGGCGGGGCUGAUGGCGAGGCGCCGCCGCCGUACAACAUCGCGGUGCUGAUGCCGGCGCGCGGCUCCCCGCCGCCGCCCGCCUACAGCGCGCUCAGCUAGCUGCCGCCGCCCGCAGAGGAGUUCAUCAUCUAGGAGGCGCGCGGGCCGCCUCCACACGGUCAGUCGAUCUCCUCCUACUCUAAUGGACACUGGUAGUGAUAUACGUGUAACUAUUUAUGCCGGCGACUGUACUUCGACGAAUGUAUAAAAUUUGGAACUACUUAGUGCUAGUUAUAUAUCAAUCGAUGACAAAAUAUGAGUAAAAAUUCAAAUUAAGAACGUCUAGUUAAAGUAAUAUGGCGUUUAUACUAACCCACCUAGAAUGAAAUUUAAUAAAAAUUCAAAUUUAGAACGCCGAGUAGUAUGGUCACAUACGCUCGGUCAACCGACAGAUCAUUCCAAUGCGAAUCCAAUAUGUCCGAUUGGUACAUUUGAUUGCUGCAUCGCUCAAGUGAGCGAAGAAAAUACACAAUACAAUGAAAAAAAUGUAAAUUUUAAAAACUAUACACGAUUUGUUGGAUUUUGUCUGAUAAAAGUCUUACAAGCCUUGCAAGCAACGGGGCAGAUUUGUAUGUAUUCCAGUGACGCUUAGAACUGAACAAGUGUUGGUAUAUUCGGAACUCUUCCAAAUUUAAAUAAUUGGUAUGUACUAUUUAAAAGAAAAUUAUGAGAGAAAUGAAUUAUAAAUUGUGGACCAUAGCGGUAUUAUGUUCUUAAUUUAAAAUAAUAUUGUAAUUUGGCGCCAAUAUAUUGAUUCGACAUGACCGCUGUGUGCAAGCGAGAUGGAAAUUGGUGUACGUUAUAACGGUGAAUGAGAUGGCAAACAACUAGUAACUCUGUACUUACUCUACGUCAAUGCUCUUGUUUGGCAUCUCUGCCACAUAGUUUUUUACUCCACUAAGUGAAGUCAGUUGAAAGAUGUAAAAUAAAUUAGCUUCAAUUCUAUAUUCAAAGCGUACUCUAAUCUGGUUUAAGUUUAUUUGCUUAUUUUAAUGUACUUAUAAAUCGAAGCACUUAAUAUUAUUUAAGUUUAUGCAAAAAUGUAUUUUUUAAUGAUGUGCUUAAACGGGUAAGGGUGCCUGGUAUGUACAGGGAAUUGAAUGCGUUCAGAGAUCUUCCGAAUUUGACUAAUGAGAUAUUUGGUCCCAAUGGUAUACUUAAAAGAAAAUUGUGAGAGAAACAUGCAAUGUAAACUUGGCCAUUGUGGUACCAGUGUUGUAUUCCGACUGAUAAGUAAUUAUUAUAUUUUUAAAUAUUUAGUACUGACUUUGUCUGGUUUUUUAACUAAAAGAUAAUGUAUUAAAUAAUUUCAAAUUAUCUUUUUUCAUGUAAGUCUCUUACAGACUCUUAUGAUAUGUCAGUUCGUAAUGAUUUCGAGAUUGGGUACUAGACAACUGAUAUAAAUACUCAUGUAUACAAAUUUGUACCGUGCGAGUAAUCGAACACGCGAUCAUGGAAGUAGAGAGACUAGACCACCGAUCAGUCUCUUUUCUUUAACGCAUUGCAGUACUUUUUCCAUUUCUUAGUUAUUUUUAAACUUUCGUGUUUAAUAUACAUUAUUUAUAUUAUUAACCAGGUCUUAACACGAAUAUUUUAUGGCAAAUAAAGGUAUUUAAUACCUUUUUCAUUUCUUAUUUUAUCUUACCAUCUACUUCUUUCAUUUCCUUCUCCAACACCACAUUUCAAAAUCUUCCAGUGUGUUCCUUUCAUUUUGAGUCAAUGUCCACGUUUAAUAGACAUAUAAAUCUAUACACCAGAUGUAAGUCUUGAUAUCUCGUUUCCGAUAGGUCUGUGUUUUUGCGUCAUCACUACUUAAUUAUAUGUAUAAAAAUAAUUUAUCAGUCGGAAUACAUUUUGAUGGUGAUUGUAUCAUAAAAUAAAAUUUAGAUAUUUAUGUUAUAAGAAAGACUUAGAUAGAAUACUUCAGCAAUGGUGCCGAUUUUGAUAAGUAUGAUAUUAAAGAAAGUAAAAAUCAUACAUCAACAACGAGAGGGUAUUAAAAUGUAACUUUUUAGAGGAGAUUGAACAUAGUCAACGAGAGGGAAUUCUCGUUAAAUGAAAUUUAACUUUUUAAAUUACCCGUCAUGUUACCUAACUAUCCAACUGUAUUAUGUAUAAAAAAAGUACUACUUGUGCCUAUACUUGUAAUAUUUCUGUCAACACUCGAAACCCUUCUGUUAGUACCCCUCCACAUAACAUAGAUUUAAGUUCAGUGUAAAGUUAGUCCACAUUACGACUCCGCGUCGAAUGCACGCGUUACUAAUAAGCCAUGUAGCAUAUUAUCAAAUAAACUUACAAAAAAUAGUGCAAUUCGACGACAUCGGUGGUCUAGCGGUCUAGCACACCGCUUUACGACCGAUGGUCGCGGGUUCGAUUCCUCGCACGGCACAAACAUUUGUAUUCAUGAGUACGAUUGUUUGUAUCGGUCUGGGUGUUUUCUAUGUAUAAU